GCACAGAUACACAGAGAUUCUGAGAUUAAUAUCUAGAAAUCAAAGUGGAGAUAAAAAUAUGGAAUUACAAACAACAGUAGACAACCUCAAAAUAAGUUGGGAAAUUAUUGACAGACAAAUACUCAAGGUAUUUUGAAAUAGCUGUGCGCAAUAAUUGUAAGAUGUUUGUGACGAGAAAUGUAUGAAUAGUACAAGGAUUAAUAAAUAAUACAUAUGGAAAGUUUUAGAUGCCGUUAGGAACAAAUGUGCUAAAGAAAUGAACAAUGAAGGCGGCAAAGAGGAGAUACAGUAUAUCUGCAGAGUGGUGGAUUGAGAGAAAUUCCAAUGUAACAAGAGAUAAGGCCUAGUAUAAGCUUUAGAGGUAUUGAUGAGCUAAGUAUUUCUACAAGCUAAUACUUCUAAUGGAGUUUGAGUUGGACAUAUAGCUACAAGCAGAAAAGUGGAUUGAGAAGAUAUAUGAAAGAAGAUGUGAAUCUUACUGAGCAGUGAGAAGUUCCGGCGACAUGGCCAUUCUUAAUAUUAGGGUGUGGAUUGUAUGUGUCAGUUAGCUAAAAGACCAUAGUGGUGAUGUGCAGCUGAAUCCAGUCUUCUCCAAAUCUUAUGAUUAUACAGCAGCAGUCUUUGGACAUGGAUCAGAGAAUUGUUAUGCCGGUCCAAUCAUCUUUAUUCUGUACAGGGAGUUCUACGAUUCUGCUUAGAGGUAUCAAAGAAAAGAAUAUAACCUUUGUUCUGGACACAUCUAUGAGCAUGCAAACUAUGCUGGACGCAAUGAAGUACCACUUGAUUGAGAUUUUGUUUGCACGGGCCUAUGCAAUGACUGAUUGCAAAUUCAACAUCAUUGCAUUUUCUGGCAAGGUUAAAAAAUAUUGUGACAAUUUGAUUGAUUGUACACUUCAAAAGGUAGAGAAAACUAUCCCGUGGAUCAGAUCUCUGGAAUGUAGAACUGGUAGAAACAUGCAGCAUGCGUUAGCUGUUGCUUUAGAUGAUCCCAGCACUGAUGCUGUUUACCUGAUGACUGAUGGAAAACUUGACAUCAACCCUCACAAAAUCUACACUGUAUUGAGAUGCACAGCAAAAGGACAACCGGUACACACUCUUUGCACAAUGGAAAAGUGCAGCACGAUAGAGGUUAACCAACUCUUGGAACAGAUAGCAUGGCUGACAGGUGCUUCAUUUCAAGCUGCAAUGGUCUGCAAACAACAUGGAACAGUAGAACAACUAAUCCCAGUCUCUGAACUUCACUCCUUUGAUCUCUUGGGACUACAUUGUUCAGAGACACCAGUACUGAAUAGAGACAACUUUGAUCUAACUGGACUACCACAUAUUGUUGUGCCUUUCAGCUGGUGUACAUUGCAUCCUGAUAGCAAUAAGGUUAAGUCAAAAGGAGAUUUAAUUAAUUCCUAUGCUGGAGAGCUGAUAAGGGGAGUUCGUGUUCUGGCUCGAAGAGAGAAUGAUGGAUAUUACUAUCUGGGAAGACUUGGCAAUGAAAUAGAGAGAUGCCCAGGUCGAUUUUUGGUAGAAUUUGAUAAAAAUAAGAAGAAAAAACUAAAGGCACAAAGUAGGCUGAAGGAAACUGCAUAUUAUGAUAUAAUGCAUUAUGAAGAUGCGAAAAGGCAUGGCAUUGGACCUGGAUGCAGAGUUUUGGCACCAUGGGAGCCUGACAUGGAACGGUAUGGCCCAGGAACAGUGUUAGAAGGCAGAGAGGAACGAGGAUUAAAUUUAGAUCAUGAUGAUGGCAGUGAAGGGUUGGUUGUAAGUUUCUGGAAUGGCAAAACAGAUAAGGUUCCUCCUGGAACAGCGGUAUGGAUCCCUCAGCUUCUGGCCGAACGCAUCAUUUUGGAACUCCAGAUGACCACCUCGGCUAAACAAAAGCUUCUGGAAACUUACCCUGAUUAUCCUCUGAUUGUGCCACCAGGAUACAGAAGUUCUCAGAGUAGUGGUGAUAAAUUGGAGCUUGCAUAUCACUCCAGGGUUCCCUGUGUAUGCCAAGGCCUAUAUUCAAAUUGUAGUCAUAGAUUGUGCAGGAUUCCUGAUAAUCUAGUAAGUCACUUGAACCCACAGGCAAAGUUUCUUGCUGGGAGUGGUUAUGGAGAUGCAAUGAUCUCUGGGGCAAUGGUGACUAAAGAAGAAGUGAUUCAGGAGGUAACAAAAAAACUCUCUCAGCCUUUUCGGUCCAAUUCAUCGAUGAAGGAACAGAGAGUCAAAUCUACUGAAUUUAUGAGAGGAAACACAACUUCCCUUCAGAAAGAUAUUGAAAAACAAGAUAGCAUGAAAACUUCAGAGUAUCAAUCUGCCAGCCUGUGUGAUUUGAACAGGAAUAAGCAUACAAACGCAGGUAGUACUUCAGACAUAAGUCUGGUGAAUGGCUUUCAUUAUAUAAAGGAUGCAAAUAGGAGAAAACUUGGGGGAAAAAGUUCCUCAAUUUCUCUUCAGAAGAAAACUGGGUAAGCAACUGUUUCAGUUGCAAGAUCAGGGCACUUUAUCCAUAUCUACUACUCCUUCCACUAAAUAAUAUGCUCAGAUAUUGCUUAUGUUUAAUGGUAGUUGUUCAUCGGCACCUUUGAAUUAAAUUUCUCUCCGAAGUUCCAACAGUUAGCAUUAACAGAGCAACCUGCUUAAAAAGAAGGCCAAUUUUCAUUUGCAUAGUAUUCUGUAUUCAAAUGUGAAAGGAGAAAUCGUGAAAAUUGUUCACAGGAGUCCAUGAAUACUUUUGUCUGUGGCUUGUCCAAUAAAUUUCAAGAUGAUCUCGAUUCAAGCAACCAGUACUCCCACUUGUAAAUGGUAGGUUAACACACAAAGGGUAAAUGAAGGGUGCUAAAGUGAUCUAGUUUUAACAUCAGAUGGCAUCCACAUCUAUUUUCAACCCACAGUGCAGUUCCUAAAUUAGGUUAAAAUUAAAUAACUAUGGAUUCUUGAGUUCCCAGCUCAGUCCUAUCCCUGAUAAUGUUAUACCCUCCUCAACCUCCAUGCAAUCCACAAGAUUUCUCAACCUGCGAGGAUGAUUAACAUUGGCCUUGAAUAUUAUAACGAAGCCUGACUGAAAAGUGAUUCAGGAGUGGAAACAGCUCAUUGCCCACUGACCAGGUGAUGUUGGUCUUAAAAUCCAAUAAUGAAUGUGUAAGAAAAAUUGAAUGCAAUUUGGCCUUCUCAGCAAUUGCUGGCCCAGAUCAAUGAAAAAAACACCACAGAAGUUUAGAGAUUUUGCAACAUGUUCCGGAUACCAGAAACUUGCUGGACAUUUAUGGGCAAGCUAACUUAUUUUGGUUUGAAUGUCUCUUGGACCUUGAGACACAAUAGAAGAACUGAUGCCGCUAUUUGGUCAGGAACUCAGAAUAGCACACCCAACUCCAAAAUGAGCAAUCUGAGCUCAACAAAGUUGAAAAUCUAGUAUUGUUUUUUUUUAUUACAACUUCUUUCCCACCAAGCACCCAAAUUUCUUUGGGGCUUACCCUAAGAGGAUUGGAAAUUUUGGCCAAAAUCUGUCAUCCAGAUGCAGAAUGUAAAUGUUACACCAUUGUUUCAUCAGAGCCUUCUCAGUCGACAUCAGUGGUAACCAAUUAUUUUCCCGACACUUGGUCCCCUGAGUCACUGAGACUUGUGGAUGGCCCAUCACGGAAGUUUGACAACAGUGCCAGAGGAACAUGUAAACCAAACAAAAUCUAAAAAUACCGAUUCUGGUCAGGUACUGUUCAGCUCAGUUUUAUUUGUGGAUUUUCUUUCACAUAAUUUCAUCUUUCUAGAAGAGGUCCAAUUAGUACAUUUGUAUCUUAUUUUGGUGCAAUUAAUCAAGUGUAAACUGCCUGGAUAAAUCAUGAACCAAAGGGAAAAUCAGCAGAAGCAAGAUGUGUGGAAGAAGGAGCACAAAUAAAACAAAAACAUUUUCUUAUGAACUAAAACAACAGGAAUUCUGCAGAUGCUGGAAAUUCAGGCAACACACAUCAAAGUUGCUGGUGAACGCAGCAGGCCAGGCAGCAUCUCUAGGAAGAGGUACAGUCGACGUUUCAGGCCG
Mobula hypostoma (lesser devil ray) is the source of this 4009-nucleotide messenger RNA. RefSeq lists its product as uncharacterized. Bases 601 to 2448 code for a protein of 615 amino acids. The transcript is spliced from 8 exons. NCBI's taxonomy places the organism in Eukaryota, Metazoa, Chordata, Chondrichthyes, Myliobatiformes, Myliobatidae. The record is from RefSeq and is a predicted model, not a curated record.